AUGACUUCAGGGCCGUAUCUGGAAAACUAUUUGGACAGUUUGAAGAACCUUCCGGUUGAAUUACAUCGAAACUUCGAUCUGAUGCGAGACCUCGACUCGAAAAUUCAAGAACUGUUGCGCAACAUUGAUAAAUUGGCCAACGACUAUUUAUCAAAUAUCAGAAGAUACUCUGUAGAAAAAAAGAACGAAACUAUGACCCGUAUACAACGUGGGUUUGACAAAGCCAAAAAAUAUGGUGACGAUAAAGUUCAACUGGCGAUGGAAAAUUAUGAAUUGGUGGAUACAUAUAUUAGAAAACAUGAUUCAGCUUUCGCAAGUUAUGAAGCCGAAAUUGAAGACAAAGCUAUCAGAAAUAUAGAGGAAGGUUCAAAAAAACGAAGACAAAAGAAAACUAAAGACAAAGAUGUUAAAAAUAAAAGUGCAUCAAGUGAAGAAGAAACCGUUACUAAGAAAUCUGAAAAAAAACAAUUGAAAAAAGUAGGUGCAAAAUCGACCGGUUCCGCAACUAGAAAAACACCUUUGGUCAGUGUUGUCACUAGUCCGACAAAUUCUACCAAUAGCAUAGCCAGUGUUACAGUAGACACUAGUUCUCUUACUGGUGCAUUGGUCGGUGACGGAGUUGCUCACUCGGCUGAAGUAUUAGACAUGCCUGUUGAUCCAAAUGAACCGACAUACUGUUUAUGCGACCAAGUUUCCUAUGGUGAAAUGAUAGGCUGCGAUAACCCAGACUGUUCUAUUGAAUGGUUCCACUUUGAGUGUGUCGAAUUAAUUAAGAAGCCCAAAGGAAAAUGGUUCUGCCCAAUAUGUAUUACAGACAGAGUGAAAAAAUAA
Molecule: messenger RNA, 831 nt
Organism: Macrosiphum euphorbiae (potato aphid)
Lineage: Eukaryota; Metazoa; Arthropoda; Insecta; Hemiptera; Aphididae
Source: the annotation of a GenBank genome assembly